AUGGGGCGUACUUAUAUUUCCCGGGAGCCAAAGCCGUCAAAGUCAAAGCAUGGAAACGAGUCAGACAAAGACCCUUACUUCCACCAUAGACAGGAGCAUGUUAGAGAAGGACCGCCAAAGUACUUCAGACCACAGCGCUCUUCGACCACCUCUAGGACAUCGUCAAAGUCCAAGUUCGAGGCCUCAAAGCCUACUCGACAGGCAACAGAGGGAGAUGCCAUCCAUGCUCGUAUCCCAGCGGGCUUUACAAUCAAACAUUGGGAUCCCACAGAAAAGCCGAUCAUUCUGCUCGGAAGUGUCUUUGACGCGAAUUCCCUUGGCAAAUGGAUAUACGACUGGACCAUCUGGCAUCACGGCCGUUCGAAUCCCAUCACCGAUGUGGCUGGAGAGCUGUGGCUGCUUCUUAUUAAACUUGCGGGCAAGAUGAAAAGUGCAGAGGGGCGCGUUGGCCGCAUUGCCGAUGCUGAACUGCGAGGAAUCGUGGAGCACCUCAUCGACCGUGGCGGCGGGCUGUGGGACCGGCUCAGAGACCUCCUCAAAAAGUGUGAAUUUCACAUGGUGAAGGCCGCCAAGAGAGAUGGCACAAAGACAAUGGGUAGAAGAGCCGGCACCGAAUUUGUCGACUCGAUGUUCGGACCUGAUCGCCACCUGGAGUUGACAGAGAAGAUUAUGAAGCAGAUCAGACUUUGGAGCGAACGCUUCGACGACUACUGUGAGGAGACAUUUCGUAGACCAUCUCGUACCUAG
Fonsecaea pedrosoi CBS 271.37 is the source of this 747-nucleotide messenger RNA. RefSeq lists its product as uncharacterized. The coding region runs from base 1 to 747 and encodes 248 amino acids. The transcript has a single exon. The record is from RefSeq and is a predicted model, not a curated record. Lineage: Eukaryota; Fungi; Ascomycota; Eurotiomycetes; Chaetothyriales; Herpotrichiellaceae.